UCACUAGCACAAUAUAAAGCCUGAUCAGCAGCUCUUUCAAAGUAGCUGAGAUUUUUGCUGGAGAAGAACUGGCCUUAUUUAUGCCUGGAAAACAGGUUUCAGAGAGUAUUUCAGGGAAUAUCACAAGUUUCUGUAGAACAUCCAUUACUGAGCACUCCAAGAGGAGGAGUCUGGAUUUCACUAGCACAAUAUAAAGCCUGAUCAGCAGCUCUUUCAAAGUAGCUGAGAUUUUUGCUGGAGAAGAACUGGCCUUAUUUAUGCCUGGAAAACAGGUUUCAGAGAGUAUUUCAGGGAAUAUCACAAGUUUCUGUAGAACAUCCAUUACUGAGCACUCCAAGAGGAGGAGUCUGGAUUUCACUAGCACAAUAUAAAGCCUGAUCAGCAGCUCUUUCAAAGUAGCUGAGAUUUUUGCUGGAGAAGAACUGGCCUUAUUUAUGCCUGGAAAACAGGUUUCAGAGAGUAUUUCAGGGAAUAUCACAAGUUUCUGUAGAACAUCCAUUACUGAGCACUCCAAGGAGCUGCAGCCCCUCAUGGCUAACACAGUUCUACAGACUCAGAAGAACUCACAGCUGCAGCAGAAUGAGCAACAGCACACACAAACCGAGUCUUCUAAACUUCAAAAGAUCAAAGUUAAACUCACACGCUUCGUGUCUUACUUCUCAGGAAAUAUGGCUCCUUUUGACACGUGGAUGAAAGAACAGUGCAUCUUGCUUCAGAUUUGUGAUUGGGUGUUGAGAGGAGCAGCACAGGUCAUGUUCGUAAACAACCCUCUGAGUGGACUGAUCAUCUUCGCAGGGCUGAUCCUCCAGAAUAGAUGGUGGGCUCUCAAUGGCUUUGUGGGCACUUUGUUUGCCACAAUCUCGGCCAUCAUUCUCAAACAAAAUAGAGGGGCAAUCGCAGCAGGCCUGUAUGGAUACAAUGGAAUACUGGUUGGUCUUCUAAUGGCAGUGUUCUCCAAUGCAGGUGACUGGUACUGGUGGCUUCUGCUGCCCAACAUCUUUAUGUCAAUGGCAUGCCCGAUUGUGUCCAGUGCCCUGGCCUCUAUCAACAGUCGGUGGGAUCUGCCCGUGUUUACUUUGCCUUUUAACAUUCUGGUGUGUCUUCAUAUGGUAGCUACAGGCCACUACAACCACCACUUCCCCCAGGUCCUCAUCCAGCCAAUCACCUCCUUCCCCAACAUCACAUGGUCUGAGGUAGAUUAUGCUAAGCUCUUCCAGUCCAUUCCUGUUGGCAUUGGGCAGGUCUAUGGCUGCGACAAUCCUUGGACAGGAGGCAUAUUCAUUGUGGCCCUGUUUAUUUCUUCACCAAUAACUUGCGCACAUGCUGUUAUUGGUUCAACUAUUGGGAUGGUGUCAGGUCUCGCUCUUGCGGCGCCAUUUGAGAAAAUCUACUUUGGACUGUGGGGAUACAACUGUGUCUUGGCUUGCAUUGCAAUCGGUGGAAUGUUCUAUGCGCUCACAUGGCAGGUUCAUCUCCUGUCUAUAGCCUGUGCAUUUUUCUGUGCAUAUCUUGGCUCCGCAAUUGGCAAUGUGAUGGCUACUUUCGGGCUUCCAGCAUGCACGUGGCCUUUCUGCCUGUCUGCCCUCACUUUCCUCUUGAUUACUACGGAGACAAAGACAAUCUACAAGCUGCCGCUUGCCAAAGUGACCUACCCCGAGAAAAACCUCAUGUUCUACAGGAAGAUGAAGAAGGAGGAGAAGGCUGAAAAAGUCAUAAAAGCAAACAAUGAGGUGCAGAUGAAAGAAGAUUUGCAAAUUUCAAAAGAUGUGGAAGUAAGGAUUAUGGUGGAGAGUCAAGAUAAAGAGUAGCAGGAAAUCUGAACUGAGACAAACAGCAAGAUAAGACAGUGUACAGCAGAAAGCCCAUUUCUUGCCCAUAAGUGAAUGCAGCCACUUGUAUGUCACAUACACUUUUUUGUUUUGCUUCCUAACAUCCGCACAAUGGUAAAUACAAUCCCCUCUGAAAGUAUUGGAACAGCAAGGCCAAUUUUAUUUUUCAUUACACAUUGAAGACAUUUGUGUUUGAGAUCAAAAGACGAAUAUAAGAUGAUAGAAUUUACAUCUAGGUGUGUUAAACAACUUAGAACAUGGCACCUUUUGGUGGAACCCACCCAUUUUUUCAAGUGAUCAAAAAUAUAGGACCACAUGACUGAUAAUUGUUUCUUGCUGCCCAGGUGUGCCCUGUUAGAUUGAUUGUUUAAAGAUUGAAUAGCUCUGAAUAUCUACUCUUGGUUUGAGCUGAAGGUUCCUGUGAAGACAUAAGAUUAGCAUUUGCUGUUCACAGUUUGUAAUUAUUAUUAUUAUUAUUAUUAUUAUUACUACCAUUUUUCUGCCAAAUUUCAUACAAAUGGCCUUUUCCUACUGCAACUUACAGUUGCAAUCAAAAUUAUUCAACCCCCAUUGCAAAUCAAGUUUAUUGUCAAAAUUUACAGACCUUAAUCUGUUUGCAAUGAACAAGUCAAACAAAAGCAACUGAAAUAGUUCAACACAACGAAUGCUUCAAAUGGUUUCCCCAAAUUCAACUGAAAAUGCAACUUAUAAUGAUUUCUUCACUUUCAAAAUUUCCUUCAUGGCAAGCAUCUUCAGUACUGAGUAGAGUUCCUUUUGCUGUUAUGACCUGCUGUAAACUAGAAGCAUAGCUUCUGGCAGCGUUCCUGAGGAACUCUGAAGCAUAGAAGCAUAGCUUCCUGAGCGUUCCUGAAGCCAUUCCUCAUGAGCAAUGGCCUCCAGUUCAGUAAUAUUCUUGGGUUUGCGUGCUGCAACCACCUUCUUCAAAUCCCACCAGAGAUUUUCUCUGGGGUUCAAGCUACCACCAUGCUUGACUGUGGACAGAGUGUUCGUUCUUCAUUCUUCUUCCUCCAGACAUACCGCUGAUCCAACGUGCCAAAAAGUUCCAGUUUUGUUUCAUCGCUCCACAGAACAGAAUCCCAAACUUCUGUGGUUUAUUUGUGAUUUCGAGCCGACUUUUCUUGUGUUUUUGGGUCAGUAGUGGUGUACGUCUUGGAGUUCUGGCAUGGAAACCUUCUGUGUUUAGUACAUGCCAUACUGUGCUCACUGAAACCUCAGUGCCUGUUACACCAAGUCUUGCAGGUUUUUUCCAGUCACUCGAGGGUUUUUCAUAACCUGCCUUCUUAGAAAUCUGCUUGCAGCCAUUAAUAGCUUCCUUUUUCUGCCCUGUCCAGAUAUUUAAUGUAUUUUCUGUAUCUAGCCAGUUCAGGUAUUUCAGGUGUUCCAGCUCAGGUACACCUGGUGCCACUAAUGAAGCCCUUGAUUAGUUGGAUCAGGUGUGCUUGAGGAAACACCUGUUUUGUAUAUUUGUGCUGUUGUGAGGGAUUCUAUUCAGGGGGUUGAAUAAUUUUGAAACUGGAGAAAUCAUAAUAAGUCGCAUUUUCAGUUGAAUUUGGGGAAACCACUAUAAGCAUUCAUUGUGUUGAACUAGUUCAGUGGUUUUUGUUUGAUUUGUUCAUUGCAAACAGCUGAUAUUCUGUACAUUUUGACAAUAAACCUGAUUUGCAAUGAGGGUUGAAUAAUUUUGAUUGCAACUGUAUGUAUUAUAUGUAAAUCAGUUAUUGUAUGGUUAAAUUUAAAAUGCAGAAUUAAACAUAAUUAAGUUGAAUUAUGA
Messenger RNA from Ictalurus punctatus (channel catfish), 3621 nucleotides. Its product is annotated as urea transporter 2. Bases 435 to 1808 code for a protein of 457 amino acids. The record is from RefSeq and is a predicted model, not a curated record. Gene Ontology annotation, cellular component: membrane. The transcript is spliced from 14 exons. Gene Ontology annotation, molecular function: urea transmembrane transporter activity. NCBI's taxonomy places the organism in Eukaryota, Metazoa, Chordata, Actinopteri, Siluriformes, Ictaluridae. Gene Ontology annotation, biological process: urea transmembrane transport.